AUGCAUUUGAUCGGCCGCUGCCCAGGAUUCAACGGCCAGCAUCCGCCUUAUGCUCGCUUCUUUCCUCUUCUAUUAGCCCUCACAAUCUCCGCACGUACAACUCGAGCGGACGCGCAAGCCGAUAAACCCCCAAGAACACUUAAUCCUGUGUCCAGCGACUCCAUUGAUCGUAAACAGCCAGAAUUUAAUAACUUCAAGCAGCCUUGCAAUUUCUACUGUUACCUAUCUACCGAAAAGCAGGAUGAGGUCAAAUGCACUGCCAUUCCAUUUGCGCCACCGCAAAACCAACCCACAAACAUUCCCUGUUACCUGGACACAGAAGACAGACAAAUUGUGAUUGGAAAUAAAUCAAGCGUUCGCCGAAUUGCACCAGGUGGCCUGAGGGUGCUUGCAAACCCACGUGCUCUCCAACCGCCGUUCAAUAAAAAUCAUCUCAACUUGUACUUACGACUGAAUAUUUUGGAAAUGAACGCCACCGCGCUAGAGGGCCUGGAAGGUGCACUCCAACAAAUACAAAUUUACAAUCUACACGAUUUGCACCCGGAUACUUUCUUUCAUCACAGACGACUCAGCGCAUUCGCCCUGGACACUGCUACAGCACCCGAGUUUCCUCGUUCGCUUGCGGCUAAGUUACAGCAGGAUGCCACUGGCCUGCCCAUACGGCCUUUCUUUCGUCUUUUUCCUGAGGACGUAGGCAAUCCGUUCGCCUUAAACAUGGAUGUCAGGUGUCACCGCUGCGGCAAUGACUCCGAGAGUGUCGGAAGUGAAGAAAUGGAGGACCCGAUCAUCAUCACGUUCCCCCAAGAACGAAAACCCAGUACUCCUGUUCCCGCCUUAAAUGUUCUCGACGCCCUUUCACUGAUGUACCUCGACAGUUGUCCACGUCUGGAGGACGGACUAGGCUGUCCACUGAGGCUGGAUGCAGAAAAUGACAAUACCUCUAACACAACAACUCUCGGGAAUCCCUUGCUGCCGUAUGUUGUCAGUGAGUUGGCGCCCACGGGUUGGUCUGACAACGAUGGUCUGACUGAUGACCUGGCGACGGAUGAUGACUCAGACGCAUUGGUCGUCGCCACAGCCGGUCACAACAGCGCUCUCACAACAUUUCUCGUCGUUUGGUGUUCUCUGAUCACAGUCAUUCUACUCUGCGUCUGUGUGGUUCUAUUCAUU
This is a messenger RNA of Dibothriocephalus latus, 1170 nucleotides long. NCBI's taxonomy places the organism in Eukaryota, Metazoa, Platyhelminthes, Cestoda, Diphyllobothriidea, Diphyllobothriidae. The record is from the annotation of a GenBank genome assembly.